AUGGCAAAACAGGAGCAAAAGCAGGAGGAGCAUGCAAUCAUCAACCCUCUGCAGGAAGACAAGGAUUUGGACCCUGGAUCUGAUGACCUCGAGGCUCCUCUGCCUCUUACCGUCACUUCCCGGGUCUUGUAUAUGUUGGGUGACAUUGCAUCUGGACCGGCCUUUAAAAUCACUCAAUGGCUGGAAUUGGUCCGUAAACGCAGUUCCAAACACCAUGCCUCUGGCUUCCCUCGCCGCCCGUUAAGAGUGGACUCAAUGCCUCCUAGUGCAGGAGAGUCUAGUGAGGAAUGGAAAGGCCCUGCGUCGCCUGAGCAUACCACAGAAGUCAAUCUCUGGGAAAGACUUGGUAAAGCUGCUACAUUGGACAUUGAGUCGAGUCUUUUCUCAUGGGAUUGGCUUUCUUCACUUCACCACACAGAACACAGUAGUAGCACUGAUCAGUCUGAGGAUGAAAUGAACAAAGCUCUGGAGGUGAUUGUGAAUUCAGGGGGAGUUGUUUUCUUUGCCCUUUUCAACCAACCAGGGACGGAUGAUAAUUCUUCUAAAGAAGCAGCGGCUUGUAUAAAGAUAUCAUCAUCAAGAAUGGCCACACAGUCUGAACGUCUAGGUUACGAAUUUGCAAAGUGGCUUGGAGUUCGAACUCCACAGGCCAGAGUCAUACAUAAUUGUAGUAUGGAGUGGCUCCAGAUGAAGGAAGCCACAGAGAAAGCAAGAGAAGCAGCAGUUUCAGAAGGAGACGAAUGUGGGGAAAUGACAUGUUCGGAACUUUUGGAAGCUCUUGAACUUAGCCGAUGCCUUUUGCUCAUGAGCUAUGUUCAUGGAUCUCCUUUACUCGAAAGCUCAAGUGUAUUUGAGGCGAAGGAAACUGCAGAAAAAACAGCAGCUUCUCUUGGUAGGAUUUUGUUGUUGGACCUUGUCAUCAGAAAUGAAGAUAGACUACCUUGUCGUCAGCUCAGAUGGCGUGGAAAUUCUGCAAAUCUAUUGUUUGCAGACAAAAUGGACUUUGGAAAUAUGGACAGAUUGGAAGAAGCAUUUGAUUCAGCCAUCAAGAGAUACAAACCAAGAGUGAUCAGAGCUCUUCAAAAGGAUAGAAGGGCAACUUCAGUAGAUAUCAGAUUGCAUAAUGCAGGAUUGGCAACACAGAAAUCUGAUCUUUCAGACAUUAUGGAGUCGCCGAGGUCUAGUCAAAUGAGCGUAAAGAGUCAAGUCUCAGAUGAUUUAAUGUUUUCUGAUUUUCCAGUUGUGGCUAUUGAUUCUGGCGUUCCUCGUCGACCUCCUGCGGGAAAACGUGCAAAUGACCAGGAAAUAUACCCAAAGUUGGUUGAGUUACUACUGAACAAUUCUGAAUACUCCUCUAAUCUGUUACAUGAGAUAACAUUAGGGAAAUUAGGACGUCCUCUGCUACAAGAUACUGAUGCAUCUGAUACACAAGCAAUGGAUAUCACUUCAGUUGUUAAAGAAUUCCGUAGUGGGUUCAAACGUGCUCUUAGGGAUCUGCAGGGAUUCCAUAUCUUUCUGCUCACACUUCAUCAAAAACUGGACAAUUUGAUACGUAUAUUUUUCAAUAUUAUAGAUAAAGUAGGGGAGUCUGAGAAAGAGGAUUUGGUAGUUACUGAGUCUCCAUCACAAGCUGCUGGAACUGGUUGUUUUCCCUCUACACCAUGUAAGGAGAGGCUUGUCAAUGAGAACCAGUCAGAUUUUAGUGAUUCUGAAUUGCAGAGAACUGCUACAAGGUCCUCAACUUCGGGACUUAAAGAAAACUGUGACUGCAGCUCUCCCAUGUCAAGGGAGAAUUGGCACGGAAAAUUAUGGAAAGGGAGUGCAAGUUCAGAUCCCCUCCGUUGUCUGCGCUUGACAGCAAAGCUCCGGGACUUUCAUAAAAAUGCCAAGGUUGAUGCUGAAACGAGCAAAGAAUUGGAACAGUGGAAUGAAAUGCUAAAGAGCGAUGCCGUCAAACUUUGCCAAGAGAACAACUUUAGUGCUGGCUUCUUUGAGGGUAGUGACAAUAACGGCGUAGUUGAUGCUUAUGAAUUGAAGGUCAGACUUGAGCACAUUCUCGAGAGAAUUUCAUUGAUAUCAGAGGCUGCAAAUACAGAGAGGCCAUCUCGAAUCACAAAUAGCCUGUUUAUUGGUGGAGCACUUGCUGCACGAUCUGUGUACACACUGCAAAGCUUAGGAAUCACUCAUAUAUUAUGUUUGUGUUCCAGUGAGAUCGGACAGUCAGAUUCUCAGUUUCCUGAUCUAUUCGAGUACAAAAAUUUCUCCAUAUGUGACAGUGAAGAUUUCAACAUCACCAACAUCUUUGAUGAAGCUAUUGAGUUUAUUGAUCAUGUUGAACAAACAGGAGGGAAGGUCCUAGUCCAUUGCUUCGAGGGAAAAAGUAGAAGUGCUACGCUAGUGCUUGCAUACCUAAUGCUCAGAAAGAAUUCCACUCUGUUAGAAGCAUGGAACGCUCUAAAGCUGGUUCAUCGCCGAGCACAACCCAACGACGGGUUUGCAAAGAUCUUGUUAGAUUUGGAUAAGAAACUGCAUGGUAGAGCUUCAAUGGAGUGGCAACAGCGGAAGCCAAUGAUGAAAGUUUGCCCCAUCUGUGGGGUGAGUGCGGGUCUGAGUAGCAGCUCACUUAAGCUUCAUCUACAGAAAUCACAUAAGAAACUAUCCUCCGGUAGCGUGGAUAGUGCAAUGACAAUGGAAAUACAAAAGGCUUUGACAGCACUCAAAAUCACUCGAGGUGGAAGUGUCAGCCCCACACAAAGAUCACAUUCAGAUGUUGAAGAUUAGGGAUUUCCAAGCUUCUUAUUAAUGUUUAUUGAGGUUGAUCAUUGUUGUAUGUGUGCAGUAGAGAUGAUAUAGUAAGUAGUCUUGCCAGCAAGGAGCCUUGUCUCGGUGUAAACUAGGAGUGCAUUUGAUGUACAUGAACUUCUAUGCUUCAAGUAAAAAUGUAUCAUGAACAAAUGAGCUGAUUACAUUUUGAGCAAAUCCCUCUUUGGCCCCCAG
This is a messenger RNA of Fragaria vesca subsp. vesca, 2997 nucleotides long. Its product is annotated as dual specificity protein phosphatase PHS1-like. The transcript is spliced from 11 exons. Gene Ontology annotation, biological process: protein dephosphorylation; response to abscisic acid; cortical microtubule organization. Gene Ontology annotation, molecular function: protein tyrosine/serine/threonine phosphatase activity. NCBI's taxonomy places the organism in Eukaryota, Viridiplantae, Streptophyta, Magnoliopsida, Rosales, Rosaceae. The coding region runs from base 1 to 2781 and encodes 926 amino acids. The record is from RefSeq and is a predicted model, not a curated record.